This is a messenger RNA of Patella vulgata (common limpet), 9017 nucleotides long. Its product is annotated as sorting nexin lst-4. Gene Ontology annotation, molecular function: phosphatidylinositol binding; protein binding. Gene Ontology annotation, biological process: plasma membrane tubulation; endocytosis; protein transport. The record is from RefSeq and is a predicted model, not a curated record. The coding region runs from base 1 to 1755 and encodes 584 amino acids. Gene Ontology annotation, cellular component: cytoplasmic vesicle; plasma membrane. The transcript is spliced from 3 exons. NCBI's taxonomy places the organism in Eukaryota, Metazoa, Mollusca, Gastropoda, Patellidae.
AUGGCGGCUGUUCAAGCCAAGGGAUUGUAUCAGUUUGAUGGAGAUUCAACAAAUGGCGAGAUUUCUUUUGAACCUGACGAAAUAUUGACGAUAGUCAGGCAGGAUAUAGGCGAAGGGUGGUGGGAGGCGAGGAGAGAAAAUGGGGAUCAGGGAUUAAUCCCAGAAACUUAUGUAGAACUUCUUUCAAUACCCGAGCCCCAAUUUCCGCCGCCCCCUCCCCCUAAUCUACCGUCAAUACCGAAUAACUUGCCGCUGGGAGUAACAGCACAUAAUCCAGUAAACAACGCCAAUCAUGGACUUGGCAAUAGAGAAGCAAGUUACGACGAAUGGGACGAUGAAUGGGAGGACGAUGAUGACCAGUCUAGCAAUAGCACAGUGCAGUACCGUUAUAAAAGUACAUCUAGCAGCUCAUAUGAUCAGCAGUGGUUGGACAAUCAGAGUGGUGCACCAACUUCAACAGGAAGUCAGAAUGAGUCACACGGUCAAGGAAACUUUGGCCUCUCUGUGCCGAAGAGGGAGCGCAAACAGGUGUCACCAACUUCAGACAUGUCCAAAUAUGGCACGGUUAAAAGUAGCUUCAACAGAUUUUCACAUUUUGCAAAACUUGGAGGUGAGGCAUUUAUGAUGGGUCAAGUUAACGCAGAUGUCCCGGAGAGUGAUUUGAUUAAAAUUAUUGAAACAGAAAAUGGCCCUGAUUGGACACCUUUGCAGAGUCCAUAUACCUGCACUAUUUCAUCCCCGAAAAAGGCAACUAAAAUGAAAGGUUUAAAAAGUUUUAUUACGUAUCAUUUAACCCCAUCUUUCAGCAAUAUUCAAGUUAGUCGCAGAUACAAACAUUUUGAUUGGCUACAUCUAAGAUUGAUGGAGAAAUUUGUUUGCAUACCAGUCCCUCCAUUACCAUGUAAACAAAUUUCUGGACGCUACGAAGAGGAUUUCAUUCAAGAAAGAAUGCGGCAUCUACAACAAUGGCUGGACAGAAUGGUCAGACAUCCUGUGAUCGCUCAUUCAGAGGUCAUGCUACAUUUUCUGACAUGCACAAAUGAGAAGAAAUGGACCGAGGGCAAGAGAAAAGCUGAAAAAGAUCCAUAUGUAGGUGGAAAAUUUUUCUUGGUUUUGCAGAUACCACCUCACGCCUGUGACAUGAAAGAUGUGGAAAGCCAGAUGGAAGUGUUCUGUCGUUUUGUGAUGAACAUGAAUGAAAAUUGUAAAACUUUAGUUGCAACUAAUAAUGACUUUAGUAAAAAGCACAUGGGGCCUUUUAAACGGGAGUUUCAGAAGAUCGGCAGUAGUUAUCGGGGGUUAGCUAGAACCUUCAAUGACGACAACGUUCCAUAUUCACGAGAUUUAACAGCAGCUAUUGAUUAUAUGGGUGAAGCUUACAUGAUGAUUGGAGACAUGUUCGAAAAACAACCACCUAAAGAUCUACACCCUUUGAUCGACUCAAUAAUUGAAUAUAGAGGAAUAUUGCAGACGUACCCGGAUGUGCUAAAAGUCCAUGAAGGUGCUGUAGGUAAAGCUAAGGAGUGUUUAAAAUCCCAGGAAGAAGGCAAAUUAAGCGAGUCAGAAGUACAAAGUGUUUUACAACGCGCUGAUACAAUAUCAUAUGGAACACUUGCUGAAAUGCAUAAUUUUCAUCAUGAACGUGUGAAAGAUUUCAAAGACAUGAUGCAAAAAUAUUUGAAAGAGCAAAUUGAAUUCUAUAAAGGAAUAACCAGUAAACUAGAGGCAUCGUUGGCCAUGUUUGAAAAAGCAUAAAUCAUAAGCAAGGCUUGCCACACUUACUCAUAAAAUUGGCCGCUCAUUCAAACAGCACUGACAUUAUUUCAGUGUAGAAUCCAUGUAGGUCUACAUCGAAAUUGGUUGUACUUUCUACUGAUUGACGUUUACAGUGAAUGGGUGUCGGAUUUUAUUCUGUGUCUGAAAUAUAUAAACAUAUUUACAUCAUACAACCAAUACACAUGGUAAACCCUGGCAACCCUCUGGAUAUGCACCUUUUUGUAGGCCUUGAAAGUUCAACAACAAUUUGUUAUGUUUUCAAACAAUUUGUUUACCUUGGCUAUGUUUUGUUGUGUUUGUUAUUUUUUAUACAUUAUUAUAUAAUUAUAUACAUUGUAAUUUAUAAUAAUCAUGUAUGUAGAUUGAAAUAUACAUGGCAGUUAACUAUGUCAUAUGCUCUGAAAAAUUCACGCUAAAAGUAAAGUUUUAUAUCUAAAUAAUAAUGUAUGUAUGUACAAAUAAUUUACCGGUAAUUCAUUUUCUAAUCUGCUCUAGUUUCAUUUACUUUGCUUUGCCAAUCAUGUUAUAUUAUACAUGUACCCUCUUCUCAUGUUACUGUGAAAUGACCAAAAAAAUAAGAAUGUAAAAGCACCCUUUAAUUUCAAACAUUUCUUGACACAUUAAUGCAUUAUCUUAACAGAAUUACGCACUAUUACCUAUUAGUGCCCGGUACAGCAUUUGCUCACAUUCACACAUCAAAGCAUGAGUUAAUAUAUUUAUGUAGAAUAUUACAUUUGAUUUCUACAUGUACUUGUGUAAAUAAUAUUUUGCAACACUUCUAAAGGUUAUCAGAAUGCACUCAGAUGCUAAAAAUAGAACUUGUUGUUUCACAAUAAUGUGGGCCUAUGAUGUGAAGUGGGUUAUUAUAUUACAUGUGUAAAUUAUAUCAAUAUGAUUGUUGUUAUUUUCAAGAUACAUGUAUAUUAUCAUACCAUCUGUAGAUAAUAUUAUUUAAACAAAGAUCUAUUCCUUUUUAGCCUGAAGUCCUAAUUUUGUGACCAUUGACAAUGGCAUUGAGCUAUCAGGAUCACCAUACUUGUUGCUCAAAACAAUGCAUCUUAGGAAGUUAUUUUGCGGGGAAUAAUUGUCUUAAAAAUGUAAUUAGUCUACUCAUUAUGAGUUGGUGUGAAAUGGAAUAGACCAGUAAUAUUCUAGACUAUAGCUAAAUAUAUAUCAGUAUGUUACUAAAAAGGUUAUUUAUUGUGGGCUUUGGCCCGGUUCUUGUAUUCUAUUACCGGUAUAUUAUUUGCCUUUUGAUAAGAAAUACAUGGUAGCUUCAAAUAAGAAGUUUGGGUGUGCAAUAGAUAAUAUAUUUAUUCUAGAAAAAAUAUAUCUUUAGAUAAAAUAAGUUUUUUAAAACAUGGAAAACUGUAUGGAUUGUUUCUGUAUAACUGAUAUUAUAUUUGAUAUUGAUUAAUAAUCUAUCACAUGUUAAUAAGAUUAAAUGUUAAUCAAUUAACUUCUGGCAUCAAGGUUUAACAGGAAAUGCAGCAUACAUGCAAUUAAGGUAGCUAUAACGAUGAAUUUUCACUCUUUUAUUUUACAUGGUCAUUGUUAUGCAAGAUGAUCGAGACAGUCCAUUCAGAAAGUUGGAUAUCUUGUCAUUGUGAUAUGCUGUUAAGUACAAUUGUCAGUAACACACGGUUUGUGUACAUUAUGAUUUAUAUUCAUUACACAAAAUCUGAAUCAACAGAACCAAGAGUAGUUUUUUAUACGCCCACAGGGAAAUGUGGUCGUAUAUUUUGCCGUCACCCCCCCCUGCUCCGUCCGUCCUUUAGAUAAGAUAAGAUAAGAUUUUAUUGUAUCAUUGCAUCCACCAAGGUCAGCAUACACAGUUUAAACAAAAGUUGAUCAUAUAAUUAUAACAUAACAUCUGGGGUGAUCCUUUAUGGAUGUACAACGUGAUAUAACAAGUCUAUAAGCAUUAAAAGAUGGUCGGUAUAAUGAGAAUCAGUAUAGAGCUGAAACGAAAAUUAUCUAAACUAGCCUGAAAAAUAAACAAACUACUUCUACCGUAAGUAUUAUGUCGGUCCGUUGUCCCCAAUUCUUGUGAACACUCUACAGACUACAUUUAUCAUCUGAUUGUUUUGAAAUUGAUAUAUGUUGUUUGCAUUAGUGAGAUAAAGAAGCCUAUUUAAUUUCAAUAACUUCUGUUAAUUUCUUCUGGAGUUAUGGCCCUUGUUUCACUUUGUUGCACCUUGUGAAUGCUCUAACGACAAAAGUUAUCAACCGAUCUGUAUGAAAUUUAUAUGCAUCAUUUAAAUUAGUAAAACAAAAAAUCCUAUUGAAUUUCAGAAAUAUUCGUUAAUUAAAUCUAGAGUUAUGGCCCUUGUUUCACUUUGUUGCACCUUGUGAACGCUCUAACAGCAUAAGUUAUCAACCGAUCUGUAUGAAAUUUAUUUAUGCAUCAUUUAAAUUAGUAAAACAAAGAAUCCUAUUGAAUUUCAGCAAUUUCCGUUAAUUACAUCGACAGUUCAUCGCGUGCAUUUUGCAUACCGAUAGUUCAUUGACCAAUCACGCUAUUUAACCGACAUUUCUCCUAAUAGUUUGGAUGCAUCUAUGGCGGGUGUGGCGCCAGGCAGGGUAAGCUUACUCUUCCGGACACCUGUUACCACUGUUUGUCGUGUAAUUUAUACACAAGGAGCAGUCCAUUUGCUGAUUACACUAUUUUGCUUGAAUACACUAUUUUGCCUAUAACGUUUUUUAGGACUUCGAAUUCUGUCUUAUGGUUUGGAUUGUUCGUACUUGGUUUCAUUUUAUUUAUAUCGAGAGUUAUGGCCCUUGUUUCACUUUGUUGUACCUUGUGAAUGCUCUGACGACAAAAGUUAUUAUCCGAUUUGUAUGAAAUUUAUAUGUAUGGUUUAAGUUAGUAAAACGAACAAGCAUACAGUUUCAGAAAAUUUUCGUUAAUUACAUCUAGAGUUAUGGCCCUUGUUUCAUUUUGUUGUGUUUUACUUUGUUGAACCUUGUGAAUGUCCAAACGACAAAAGUUAUCAUCCAAUCUGUAUGGAAUUUAUAUGCAUUAUUUGGAUUGGUAAAAUGAAAAAGCCUGUCGAAUUUCAACAAUUUCGGUAGAUUACUUCCAGUGUUAUGGCCCUUAUUUUAGUUUUUAGAACCUUGUGACCCCUCAAAUGAUGAAAAUUAUAAUGUCAUCUGUAUGAAAUUGUCUAUUAAAUGCCCUUAAUUACCUACAAAAGAAUAAAUAUGAGACAACCCUUGUCGACCGUUCGGACGAUUUAGCUGCUGUGGACGUAUGUUUUGUUGCCUGGCAACCUAUCUUUAAAAUAAGCUUAACCUGUGGAAGAUCUGAUUUUGACAUUAUAUUAUUAUGAAACAAAAAAUAUAAUCAACCAAAUUAGUAAGUCUGCAUAGUAUGUGUGAUAUUUUUAAAGAUUAGAUUAAAAGUUAAACCUCAGAAAGCUAUGACUGCACACUAAAGGUGUAUUUAUUAGAGAAUUUAAAGUCCAAAAUGUCAGAAUAAAGGUUAAAUACUGAGUUAGUGACUACACACAGUCAAAAGUACAUGUACUUUUAUUACAAAACCUUUUGGUCCAAAAAUUAUCCGGAUGGUCAGUUUACGUUUUCAUUGCUUUCAUUUUAAUUUCCUACCCCAUCUUUAUCUCUCUUCAACAAAUAAAGUACAGGUACUAAUAAUUGUUCUAUUGGUUCUUUAUGAAGGUCUGUAUAUACUCAGAUGUGGUUAAUUACAUAUAACAACAGUCUUUACAUGGAAUGGUGCAGAUUUUUGCCUUUUGAAAUAUAUAUAUGAUUUGUUUUGCAAGUUUGCUAUUAGUUUCGUUGGAUUAUUAAUAUGUAUAUUUCAUCUUCUGUGAUACUGUUACAAAACAAAUGGCUUUGUAUAAAAGCAGCUCUAUACUAUUAUGGAUAUAUACAUUUACAUUGUUCUAUUUUAAUUAGUUUAAAUUAAAGUAAUAACUAAUUAUUUGUCCUUAUUAGUUAAAGUAUUCUGUAAUUAGUUUGUAAUUAGUUUACCUUUUUCAAGAAAGAAAAUGUAUUCCAUGUAAUUAGUAGAAAUAUUAUGUAAAAUAUAAAAAUUAAUUAAUUGUCACUCAUUUUAAUUUACAUGUUAAUAAUUAUUGUGUAGUUAGUGCAAAUUAUUUAUAAACUAUUUUAUAAUUUGUGAAAUAUUAAAUGGUUCUGAUUUAAAUGGUCAUAUUAGAAUCUUUGUGUAUAAAUAUAUAUAUAUUAUAUAUAUAACAUUUUAUACCUAUAAAAUAUAAAUCAAACACAUACAUGUGCAUGAAAUAUUACAACAAUUACAUUCACUUUAAGUCCAUAUUGUAAUUUGGGUGUAUUGUCCUUGCCACACUCUCUGAACACUUAUGAGACCUCAUUUCUUAUUCAGUCAAGGAUCUUAUUUAAUAUAUAACUCAUUGUUAACCAUACUUUUAUAACAAUCACAAAUCCUAUUGAUAUAUUUAUUCUUGCAAAUGUUACUGGUGGGUUUAGGUUUUCUAACCAGGCAGCUUAUAGUUAUGUAACAAUUUAGUGUGUAUGAAUUUUUCUUUUUUUGUUAAAUAAAUUCAAUCUUAUCAAAUUCAAAUUGUUACAAAAACUUUUUUCAGUGGUCAUAGAUUUCAUAGGCCCCAAAACUACAGACAAAAUUAAAAAAAAAAAUUGAAUUAACAUUGAUUUCAAAUAGACUAUACAUGUAGUUUUGUUUCUGUAAUACUAUAAAGAUGUUUCCAUUAUUAUAUUACCAUUUAUCUUUUGUAUGAUGGUAUCACCAUAAAUAACCAAAGCCACAGUAUGUCAAAAUAGAUAUUAAUUAUAUUUUGUAAAGAUAAUUAAUUAUUAUCAUUAUUAAAUAUUUUUAUAUUAUCCAAUAUUAACCUUAAAAGCAUGACUAAUUAUAUAAAAACAUCUUUAGUACAUGUAGCAUAGGAUUAGGAAGGUCAGAACUACCCACAGCCUUCCACAAUUAUUUAAAGAUAUACAUGUACAUGUAUUCUUGUUUGGUGAAUAAAUUUAAGGCAAAGUUCUACUUGUACCCCUCAAUGUCUUCACAUAUUACUAAUGAUGCAUGUGUCAGUGUAUUAUAAGUGUAAUUGUAUUUAAUGUGCACUAUCAAAUGAAUUAAUUAUUCUUAAUUCACUCCGCCUUUCAAGCUAGGUGUAUUGUUCAGGUGUAUUGACUAAUUUAAAUUCAAUAAUGAACAUUUUCUGGUUAGGUUAAAGGCCCAAUACCACUCUUGUUGUAACUGAAUAAUAUGUCCCAAUCUUUAUUCUGGUCAACAAAUUGUACUAUUUUAGAAUAUUUCAAUUAAUUGAUAAUACAGAUUUCAUCUUAACACACCUUAUUUAAAAAUUUUGAAAAAUUCAACAUAAUGGUUUGAAACGUCUUAACGUAAACCUUUUCAAAUGAAACUUCGAUUUAAAAAUAUUUUCGAACCCUGUGGACAAGUAAAAUAGGAUGUAAUGGAUAAUUUACACAACAGGUAGGACACUUAAACAUCUAGUACUUAGAUAGAGAUAUUAUUUAUUUUCUGGAGCUUUCAAGCCAGCAAGAGUGUUAUUGUCCCUUUAAGCUCAAUUUUAAACAAAAGAUAAAUGUGCAAGUAAUUAAAGAGUGUCAUCUAACUAAUUUGUGGUGUGUAUUGGGGGGGGGGGGGGAGGGCAUGGUGACAUCAGUCUCACUGUUGGUUUGAAAUACACAAAGUUGGACAUCAUUAUGGUUAUUUGUAAUUAAUUAUGGACAUGGACUUUUGAUUUUACAUGCCGGUCUACCUCAGGCAAAAGUACAAGUAUUUAAUAUUGACAAAUUUCACAGCUGAACUGUUUUCUAAGUGAAAAUACUUCAGAUGUACUAGUAUAGACAUUCUGUCAUCAUGUUUGGAUGGGAAUUCUGUGCAUAUGAUCACAUCAAAAUCAAAUUUUAUAUAGCUACAUUUAUUUGUGGUCAAUUAUUGUCGUCAUGUCUUGUCUGUUGUCCACAUUCAGGAGGCUAAAUCUAUCAUCUGAUUAAAGUUUAUACCAAUAAGAUGUAUAAGUCUUUUAAUUUUAUCAAUGACCGAUAAUUACUUGCAGAGUCGUGUCCCUUGAUCACUUUUAAGUAAAGUAUUGUUGACAGUCUAGAGGCGAAAGUUAUCAAUUGAUUGAGUUUUAUACUGGUUAUAUCCAGAGAAGCUUAUGGAUUUCAUCGAUUUUUAAAACUUAUUAUCCAAGUUAUUACGCUUAAUCAUUUUGACAAAUCCUGUGGGUGCUCUACAGGCUAUGUCAUCUGAUGGACAUUAUCAUCUGUUGUUGAUAUCAGUAUCCAGAAGGAACCUAUCAAAAUCUAAUGCUUUCCCAUAAUUACUUUAUGAGUUGUUGCUCUAUCUUAUAAAUGGUCUAGUUAGCUAUGAAUCAACCAUCAGGUGACAGUGGUGACACCCUUUGUGAACUUUAGUACAACCUGGCUGCUGUGGAUGGUGUACCUUUUGUUGAAUGGCAACCGAUCGUUUGUUUAUAAAUUAUCCAUAUGCAUGUAUUGCAAUGUGCAUGCUUUACUAUUAAUGGAAUAUAACUAAUUAUAAAAUAAAUUUACAUUAAUGCAUAGAUUCUCUAAUAUAUGACAUUAGAGGAGACACCUUUAUAUUUAUUAGAGGUCAGCAUUGUUGGAAUUACUAAUAUAAUAUUUAGUUAUGAUAGUUAUCUUAGUAAAAUAAUUAUGAGAAUAAAAUUACACUUUUUUAUAUACUAUGUAAAAUUUUUCUGGCUUUUAUAAAUAUUUAUCUUUGAACUGGGACUGUUUUCAUACACAAUUCAUUAAAGUUAUGGGCUCUCUUUUUCAUUUAUUGUAUACAUCUGGAAGUAUAAAAUAAUAAAUUAAUAAUGUGUAUGUUAAUCUGUUAUGAGUAUCAAAAUGAAGUCACAAAAAUCCUGUAACAAGAUAAGUAGAUGGAUAAUGAAUUAUGACUGGUUUUGACUUCCGGGCUACCUGUACCACAAGAGAGAUUUAUCUCCAGUAUAAUGCCAGGCCAGAUUCGGGGUAUGUGGUUGUGUGUCUUGGGGAUAGCUUCAGGAACUCUUUGUAUUCACAUAACACAUUGAUAAAGACAGCCCAAUGCUUUUAGAGUCCCAGUAUCAACACAAGUUGCAUGUUAUAAAAAUAUUGUGAAUUAUAUAAAAGUGCUUUUAUUUAUAAAAAAAUUUAAAAUGCACCUAUUAAUAUUAUUAUAAAAUGACAUUAUUAUAAAUUGUUGAAAUAUUAUAAAUAUUAAAGUUAGUUUGAUAAAUGAA